Molecule: messenger RNA, 546 nt
Organism: Triticum urartu
Lineage: Eukaryota; Viridiplantae; Streptophyta; Magnoliopsida; Poales; Poaceae
Source: RefSeq, a predicted model, not a curated record
CGCAAGCCCGCCACACCAGCCCAUCACCUCUUGGCCCAGGCGGCGCCCCUACAUAUACCGACCCCCCAGACGGCUAGGGUUUCUCCCUCCAUCCCAGCAGCCGCGCUCCGCCUCCCGUUCCCCUGCACGCCGCGGCGCCGCCGUCUCCGUCCCCGCCCUCCGCCCCCGGCGCCCGUCACCAUGAUCAUCUCCAAGAAGAACCGCCGCGAGAUCUGCAAGUACCUCUUCCAGGAGGGAGUCUUGUACGCCAAGAAGGACUACAACCUGGCCAAGCACCCCCAGGUCGAUGCCUCGAACCUCGAGGUCAUCAAGCUCAUGCAGAGCUUCAAGUCCAAGGAGUACGUCAGGGAGACCUUCUCGUGGCAGCACUACUACUGGUACCUGACCAACGACGGCAUUGAGUUCCUCCGCACCUUCCUCAACCUGCCGUCUGAGAUCGUGCCCAACACCCUCAAGAAGUCCGCCAAGCCCCCGUCCCGCCCCUUCGGCUCUGGCCCACCGGGUGACCGCCCCAGGUGAGCUAGCUAUGUUCAUCAUUCUGCCUCU